AUGCACACCGCGACACUCACAACCACCCUCCUCGCCUUCACCGGCCUAGCGAUCUCCACCUCCAUCCCCAUCAAUGACCACAAUCUUGCCCUCCUCAAGCGCGAUAUCGGCCCAGUCACGUACUGCUCCGCACCCAGCAUCUGCUCCCCGCUCUCAGUCUCCGCCGCCAAGUGCGAGACCUUGGCCCGGGGCUACAGCGACUGGACUAUUCCCGAGGGCACGAAGUGCGACCUCUACAACCUGGGGAGUUGCGACAAGGCGUUCGACACCGGCGCGGGCAAGCUCCACAACGUCGAGGGGCACAUCGACACGACGACGGACCCGAGGGCGAAGAAUAAGGAUGUUCCUACCGUUCUGAGCCUCAGAGGCAGGGCUGACAACUGA
This is a messenger RNA of Anthostomella pinea, 384 nucleotides long. The record is from the annotation of a GenBank genome assembly. NCBI's taxonomy places the organism in Eukaryota, Fungi, Ascomycota, Sordariomycetes, Xylariales, Xylariaceae.